Messenger RNA from Rangifer tarandus platyrhynchus (Svalbard reindeer), 540 nucleotides. Lineage: Eukaryota; Metazoa; Chordata; Mammalia; Artiodactyla; Cervidae. The record is from the annotation of a GenBank genome assembly.
AUGUCCUACAACUGCUGCUCUGGAAACUUCUCCUCCCGCUCCCUCCGGAACCACCUGCGCUAUCCAGGCGCCUCCUGUGGCUCCUCCUUCCCCAGCAACCUGGUCUACAGGGCUGACCUCUGCCCUCGCAGCCCCUGCCAGCUGGACUCCUCUCUCUACAGCCAGGAGACCUGCUGUGAGCCCAUCAGGACCCAGACUGUGUUGUCCAGUCCCUGCCAGACGUCCUGCUACCGCCCGAGGACCUCCACGUUCUUCAGUCCCUGCCAGACGACUUGCUCUGGGUCUCUGGGCUUCGGUUCCAGCUGCUCCCUGGGUUAUGGAUCUAGAAGCUGCUACUCUCUGGGCUAUGGAUCCAGAAGUUCCUCCUCAGCGGCCUGUGGAUCCAUAGUCUUCAGACCGCUGGGUUAUGGAAUUCUUGGCUUCCCUUCUCUGCGCUGUGGAUCCAGGUUCUACCACCCAGCCUACUUGGCUUCUAGGAGCUGCCAGUCUUCUUACUACAGGCCAAUCUGUAGAUCGACCUUCUGUAGAUCAACUUGUUGA